UGUUGAACCAGAGUGUGAACAGCUUUCACAGUCGUUACCGAUCAGGCGUGCCAACAUAACGAGACUAAAAAUUAUUUCUAAUUUACUUUUUUUUUAACUAAAUUUUGACAGUUUUGUGUACCAUGUAGGAACCCUAAACGUAAGUGACCAAUUUUUGGCCCACAAAACUAAAAAGCAAAAUGCCGGUUUAGUUACCCCAACCAUGGCAGUGAGCAGCUCCUGGUUCCAUCAGUGGAACCCCCCGAACCACUUCCCGGACCCCUUUUUCGGGAAUUUCACCACCGGAAACAAGCACAAGAACGAGGAGAAGUAUGGUCAAAUCUCCAACCUCCUCCCGUUUUUCCUCCAAUUGGGCCUUCUGGAGCCCCCAGCUCCACCCACGGAACGCACUGGCCAUUUUACCACAUGGUACAAAUGGAAAAUGCUCGACUUUGUCUACCCAUCGGACGAGGACCGGAUCGCGGCCAUCGCCAGCGAGGACUUCAUCCCGGAAAAUAACCUCCCAUUGGGUUUGGAGGUAUACCAGGACCGGAUUUUCGUCACCACGCCCAAAUGGAAGCCUGGGGUACCAGCCACCUUAUCCGUCAUACCCAAAACCCGGCGAGAAGUGUCCCCAAAACUGGUACCUUACCCCAACUGGGAGUACCACAGGACUGACUCCUGUGAGGGCCUUACAUCCGUUUUUAGGAUCCACGCUGAUUCUUGCGGCCGCCUAUGGGUCCUAGAUUCUGGCCAAAUUGACGUAACCAUCAAACCUAGACAGGUUUGCCCAGUCCAAAUCUUUCUAUUUGACCUCAAAACCGACAAACUCCUCCUCCGCUACCCCCUCCCUGACGAUUUCAUCAAACAAGAUUGUCUCUAUAGCAACAUCGCGAUUGACAUUCGGGAUAAUGAUUGUUUGGACGUCCACGCCUACUUGACGGACGUCUGGCGAUAUGGACUUGUCGUGUUCAGUCUGAAAAGAAUGACAAGUUGGCGCAUCACCGAUCAUUUGUUUUACCCAGAACCUCUCGCAGCGGCGUACAACGUCCAUGGACUUGAGUUCGAAUGGGUCGAUGGUAUUUUCGGUAUGGCCUUAAGUCCAUACAACAAGAAGGUUAAGGAUCGUGUCCUGUAUUUUCACCCAAUGUCGAGUUUUCGGGAAUUUUUUGUCAAAACUUCGAUUAUUUGUAAUGAAACUGGAUGGAGUGAUGUUAAGGACGCGUUCAAGGUCAUGGGACAAAGUCGGGGGAAGUUUGGCCACGCUUCGGCCUCGGGGAUGGACAGGAAUGGGAUUAUGUUUUUCAAUAUGGUCACAAGGGAUGCGAUUGGGUGUUGGGACUCCCGAAAGCCCUACAAAAGGGAUAAUAUCGGGAUUAUUGCCAGGAGUACCAAAACUUUGGUUUUUCCCAAUGAUUUGAAAAUUGAUUUGGAGAAAAAACAAAGUGUGUGGGUCUUGUCGAAUCGUCUGCCAUUUUUCUUGUAUCGUGAAUUGAACAAAAGUGAUUAUAAUUUUAGGAUAAUGACAGCCUAUGCUGAAGAUGCCAUAAAAGACACUGUUUGUGAUCCGCAUUAUCACACUCAUGACACUUUCAGGAGCUUUCCUGACGGCGAAGAUUGCUACUAAAUUAUUACCAAUAAAUUUUUAUUUUCUC
This is a messenger RNA of Tribolium madens (black flour beetle), 1634 nucleotides long. Its product is annotated as protein yellow-like. Gene Ontology annotation, cellular component: extracellular region. Lineage: Eukaryota; Metazoa; Arthropoda; Insecta; Coleoptera; Tenebrionidae. The coding region runs from base 203 to 1606 and encodes 467 amino acids. The record is from RefSeq and is a predicted model, not a curated record. The transcript is spliced from 3 exons.